AUGCUCAGAAAGCUCAAUCCUCUUGUUGGUCAAGUAUUGAAGCAAACAAAUGUGCAAGCAGCUAGAAAUGUGGUAACAACUUCAUGUGUCCGAGCCACAGAUGUAUAUGAACCUGACUAUUUGGAUUUUUUGCAGUCUCUCAAACCAAAAUAUCCACAAUAUCCCAGUUUAAAUGUCCAAAUAAAAGGUUACGAUUAUCCAAUUUUGGAAAGCUAUCAACGUUACCUGCAUAAUGUUGCCGAAUAUUUGGAUAUCGAUGUAGCUGAUUGUUAUGCACUUCCCCCACAAAAUAUGACCGUACAAAGACUCAAGCCCAAUUCCAUGGUCACCGAUUCAGAAUAUCGUCUGAAAAUAUAUGAACGUAAUCUACAAUUACAAGAUGUCGAUGUUCCAUUGUAUCCAGCAUUUUUGAGAAUUGCUCAGGCCGCUCUACCCGAAGGUGUUGAAUUGACUGUACAAGAACACACAGACGAAUGCGAAGAAAGACGUUAUGUACCCGAUAAAGAUUUAUUGGAACUUAAAGCUGAAUUGGAGAGAAUGCAAACUGGUGGUAGUGGUGGCAAGAAAAAGUAAA
Messenger RNA from Musca vetustissima, 574 nucleotides. It is a transcript of the gene mRpL48, whose product is annotated as large ribosomal subunit protein mL48. The record is from RefSeq and is a predicted model, not a curated record. The coding region runs from base 1 to 573 and encodes 190 amino acids. NCBI's taxonomy places the organism in Eukaryota, Metazoa, Arthropoda, Insecta, Diptera, Muscidae. Gene Ontology annotation, cellular component: mitochondrial ribosome. The transcript has 4 exons.